Messenger RNA from Glycine soja, 732 nucleotides. RefSeq names its product protein MAIN-LIKE 1-like. The record is from RefSeq and is a predicted model, not a curated record. Gene Ontology annotation, biological process: meristem maintenance; meristem development. The transcript has 2 exons. Lineage: Eukaryota; Viridiplantae; Streptophyta; Magnoliopsida; Fabales; Fabaceae. The coding region runs from base 1 to 732 and encodes 243 amino acids.
AUGAGUCUUAAAGAUCAACUUGCCCCUGUUGUUGAGGAUGAUCCUGUGCUAGCUAAAGACUUACAUGCACAUGCUGCAGAAACUGUUCAUGAUGCUGAGGGAUUUCCAAGUGGGCCGUGUGACCCAUCAGUGCUGACUGAUUAUGGUGACCAUGUUGUAAUCAUCGAACGUCCUGAAUUGAAGUUAUCUUCUCAUGGCAAGAAGGUUCAAAAAUUUGGGAGGCUUGCUCCAGAAAUUGAAGGACUAGUCGCUGCCACAGGAUUAAGUCCUUUGAUCACAUGUUCAGUAGACACUGGCGAUCGGGGACUUAUAUCCGCUUUUAUGGAGAGGUGGCAUAAGGAAACUAGCAGUUUCCAUCUUCCUGUUGGAGAGCUAACCAUCACCCUGGAUGAUGUGGUGUCUCUGCUUCAUCUUCCAAUUUUAGGCGCCUUCCAUAGCUUUGAGCCACUGCACAUCGAUGAAGUCGUCUUGAUGUUGGGGGAGUUACUUGAAGUCUUCGGAGAAGAAGUUAGAGCUGAGAUAGUACAGUGUCAUGGGGCAUACGUAUGCCUAUCGUGGCUACGAGAUAUUUAUCAGAGUAGAUGUGAGGCUGGACAUUGGACUGUUGCAGCUCGUGCCUAUCUGCUGCAUCUGUUAGGUUGCACUCUUUUUGCUAACAAGAGUGCAGCACAUGUUCAUGUUGUUUUCUUAGACGCUUUCCGAAACUUGAGUCAGAGUGGAAGCUAUGCAUAG